Folsomia candida is the source of this 1316-nucleotide messenger RNA. RefSeq names its product Golgi-associated plant pathogenesis-related protein 1. The transcript has 7 exons. The coding region runs from base 288 to 1034 and encodes 248 amino acids. Gene Ontology annotation, cellular component: extracellular region. The record is from RefSeq and is a predicted model, not a curated record. NCBI's taxonomy places the organism in Eukaryota, Metazoa, Arthropoda, Collembola, Entomobryomorpha, Isotomidae.
CAUAUUGCGAAUAUCCUGGCUAUAAUAAUUUGCAUAUAUGUACAUUUGUAAGAAAAUAUUCCAAGUAUGCGGAUUUAUUAGGCUGAUUUUUUUUUGCACAGAGUGACAGCGUUAUUGCAAUACUAAUUUGAAUAUCAGUUUAAUUUUAUCGCCAAUUUGUAGGGAUUAAAUUCAGCUUUUUUAUCACCUGGCUGUGUAUCGUCGCGUAGUCAUUCAAGUGCCACGUAUUCGACUGGACAGCAGAUUUUGGGAAUAAUUUUUGGUUUCGAAAUAAUUUCAGGAAAAUAAUGGCGGACAAGGGGGACAAGAAGAUCGUGUCGACGAAUACAAAAACCGACACGAAAGUGGAGACGAAAGAAGAUGGCGUGGUGGUGAAAACGAUCACAACGACGACGGUGGAUAAGUACGAUGAUGGCUCCUCGUCGACCAAGACGCAGGUGCAAACGAUCACGGAAGGGGCGCAGAUGCAGCAUAUCGAUCCCAAAACUGGAAAGCCAAGCGGUAAAACUUACACGAUUAGUGAAGCUAAAGCUGCAGCCCCACGGGAGAAAGUGACCACGGAGCGCCCCUGGUUGGAACAGGCGGUCCGAGCGCAUAACUUUUACCGGAAAAAACAUGGCGUUUCUAAACUCUCGUUGAACGACGAUCUUUGCAAAGUGGCGCAAGCGUGGGCGAACAAAUGCGCGGCGGAUGAGAAGAUGCAGCAUUCGCAGAACGGUUUCGGGGAGAAUAUUCACUGGUGCAGUGGGGACGUGGAGAACGGAAAGAGCCCCGUCCGCCAUUGGUACUCGGAAGUGAAGGAGUACGACUACAAAAAGGACGCCGACUUCCAAAAGGGCACUGGACACUUUACCCAAGUCGUGUGGAAGGAUACGAAAGAGUUGGGAAUCGCGAAGGCGAAAGGUGUCAAGGAAGGGGGCACUUACGUCGUCGCGAUUUAUAAUCCGGCCGGGAAUUUGAUGGGAAAGCUGAAAGAUAACGUGAUGAAACGGCCAGGAAAUCCGGAAAAGUAUUCGGAGACGGAUUCGGAUUAGGAAAAAAUAUAAGAAAAUAUUAUGAGAGAACGUGAUACAUACAAGUAUUCCAUUAUUUCAAGAGAGGAGAAAGUUGUUGCAAAUUUAUUUAUGUAAAUGAUGCAUGGACAUUUGUAGACAUAAUUACUUAAAGCAAAUUUAAGGCAUAUUUACAACUUAAUAAGUCAUUCUGGUCAAAAUCAUAUCGUAUACUUUUAGAGAGAGAAAAAGCUAUAUAAAUAUUUAUUUUUGUCGUUAAUAAUAAAACUGCUUCCGUAAUAAAACACGUGUAAAAUUAAAUCA